AUGGCAACGACUCAGACCCAGCAGCAGCAGAUGCAGCAACUCUAUGCCGAGCUGCUGCUUCUUCACGGGGUUUGUGUGAGCAUCCUCUGGGGAGCAUCGCUGCCUCGUACAAAAGUGAAGAUGCCCCGCUCCCACCUGGUGGAGAGUGCGGCGAAGGUAAUGGACCAUCUGCUGGCGAACAGCCGCAGCAGUGAGGAGCAGCCCGUUCUAGAGGUGGAGUUCGCAGGCGAAGAGGGAGUGGGCCAGGGCCCAACGAACGAAUUUUAUGCAGAGGUGCUUGAGGCGUUGCUAUCAUGGAAGGACCCCGAGUUGUUUUUGAACUGCAGCAGCGGGGGAGGGUUAUUCCCGCGCGCGUACUUAACGGACAUAUCUCUGGUCCCAGUAGAAAUGCUGCGGCGCCCGCGAGCUUCUCCUCUUGUGCAGCAGCAGCAGCGAAGACUCCGCAGAAGAGCCAAUGCUAGCCGGACAGACCGAGCAACCCCCACUGAAGGGGCAGAAGAUAUGGAGGAAGAUGUGGAGCCAUCAAGCAGCAACAACAGCAGCAACAGUGCUGGGGGUUCUCCGCCACCUGAAGCAGCUGCAGCAGCGGGAGCAACUGCAGCAGCAGCAGCAGCAGCAGCAAGUGGCAAGCUGGAGCGCCAGCUAUUCAGCCACUUCCGCCUGCUAGGACAGCUAGCAGCAAAGGCGCUUGUCGAUGGACGCAGCAGCACAACAGACACGGGGCUGCAUGCGCUCUUCUGGGAGGCAGUUGCUCGUCCCUGGCUACACCAGGAAAGGCUGAAGCCCUGCAACUGCAUGAAUGCAGCAGCAAAAACAGAAGCAAAUGCGGAGACAGCAGGAGCAGCAACAGCCGCCGGGCUGCGGUUGGGUGUGUGCAGCUGCGGAUGCACCGCUGCUGCUGUUGCUGCUGUUGCUGCAGUUGAUGGGGCCAUGGGAAGGUCUCUGCAGCAAAUGCUGCAGCACCGAGCAAGUGGAAAUGAAGUGAAGGAUUUGUGUUGUUCCUUCGUUGUACCGCGUGAGUUGCACUCUCCCGCUAGCUGA
Messenger RNA from Eimeria mitis, 1041 nucleotides. RefSeq lists its product as uncharacterized. NCBI's taxonomy places the organism in Eukaryota, Apicomplexa, Conoidasida, Eucoccidiorida, Eimeriidae. Gene Ontology annotation, biological process: proteasome-mediated ubiquitin-dependent protein catabolic process; protein polyubiquitination. The transcript has 4 exons. Gene Ontology annotation, molecular function: ubiquitin protein ligase activity. The record is from RefSeq and is a predicted model, not a curated record. Bases 1 to 1041 code for a protein of 346 amino acids.